Prunus mume (Japanese apricot) is the source of this 1536-nucleotide messenger RNA. Its product is annotated as NAD(P)-binding Rossmann-fold superfamily protein. The record is from RefSeq and is a predicted model, not a curated record. Lineage: Eukaryota; Viridiplantae; Streptophyta; Magnoliopsida; Rosales; Rosaceae.
CACGAGAUGCGCACACGGGCGGCGAUUUGAACAAAAAAUAAAUAAGUAAAUUCCUCUAAAACCCCAUGGGAGAGUUUCCGCCCCAAAAGACGCAAAAACUGCAGGAGACUUCAGUGUCUGUCAGACUUGAACUUCACUUAUCCGUUGGAGCUCUUACAAUGUUUCUUCUCAAGGCAUGGAGACAAACAGCUUUCGGGAUUUAUGGGUAUCUGAAUUUCACCAAGUCUGGUUUCAUAGAACAUUCAAAGCAAUUCAAGCCAGAGGAUACGCAAACUCGGAUAGAAGGGAAAAAUUGCAUUGUAACAGGAGCCAAUUCUGGCAUUGGUUUUGCGACUGCCGAGGGACUUGCAUCACGUGGGGCAAAUGUGUAUAUGGUAUGUCGAAAUAAGGAGAGGGGUGAAGCUGCGCAAUCUAAAAUUCAGUCUGACACAGGAAACCAAAAUGUUCAUUUGGAGGUCUGUGAUCUUUCUUCUGUUAGUGAUAUCAAGUCAUUUGCAUCGCAGUUUUCCUCAAAGAAUGUUCCAGUGCACAUUUUGGUGAAUAAUGCUGGUCUGCUUGAGCAUAAUAGAAUUACCACAUCAGAAGGGUUUGAGUUGAACUUUGCAGUUAAUGUAUUAGGCACCUAUGCAAUGACGGAAUUGAUGUUGCCAUUGCUGGAGAAAGCUGCACCUGAUGCACGGGUUAUUACUGUUUCCUCUGGUGGAAUGUACACCACACCCUUGACCAAGGAUUUACAGUUUAGCGAUGAAAACUUUAAUGGGGUGCAGCAGUAUUCUCGGAACAAGAGAGUUCAGGUGGCAUUAACUGAGAAAUGGGCUGAAAUAAACAAAAACAAGGGGAUUGGAUUCUAUUCAUUGCACCCAGGUUGGGCAGAGACACCAGGGGUUGCCAAGAGUUUGCCAAGUUUCUCUAAAGCUCUUUCGGGAAAGCUUAGAACAAACGAGGAAGGUGCAGACACCAUAAUUUGGUUGGCUUUACAGCCAAAAGAAAAGCUGGUAUCAGGAUCGUUUUAUUUUGAUAGAGCAGAAGCACCUAAACACCUGAUGUUUGCGGCCACCAGUGGCUCUCAUGCCAUAAUCGACCCCAUUUUUGAGAGUCUCAAGAGUUUGUCUAGUAUCUCCGCGUAGGUUCCAAGUUUAGAGCCCCAUAUUGUGAUUUUAAUUGCUCGGAGAAAUUUAAUGUCAAUGUGGUAACAGCCGAAUGAAUGGGAAAAGGAGCAGAUUUUACCUUAUAUAUAACAUAAGAGUGGUAAGGUUUCCAUUGGACUACGGGUCCUUACAAGCAAGGAAGGAAGAUGCUAGCAUCGCGCAUGGGCAUGUGAUGCAGCAAAUUAAUCAAUGGCUGAUAUUGCAUCAGACAUCUACACACGACUGAUGCUAACACCGCUCUCCUAGCAAUCACUAUGAUAAGCAUGGGACGCUGACUCGAUAUUUCAAUUGUUGUGGGGUUUUAAUAGCCACAUGAAGAUAAAAGAGCUUUAGCUCUAACCACAUGUUUAAUGAAGGCGAUAAAUAAUCAACUAUCAUAUCAACAUAA